This is a messenger RNA of Coniosporium apollinis CBS 100218, 1620 nucleotides long. RefSeq names its product anthranilate synthase component I. Gene Ontology annotation, molecular function: anthranilate synthase activity. The transcript is spliced from 6 exons. Gene Ontology annotation, biological process: L-tryptophan biosynthetic process. Lineage: Eukaryota; Fungi; Ascomycota; Dothideomycetes. Bases 1 to 1620 code for a protein of 539 amino acids. The record is from RefSeq and is a predicted model, not a curated record.
AUGGCUUCGAGACUAGGAGUCCAACCACCAUUGGAGACUGUACGAGAGGUUCUCUCUUCAGCUGUCAACGCGCCAAACCCUCCAAACCUCGUCCCUCUCUAUGCCUCAAUUUCAGCCGAAUUCCUCACGCCGUCUUCGAUAUACCUGAAGGUCAAGUCAAAGAGUAAACUCUCAUUCUUAUUCGAGAGCGCUGCGACUACGGAGACGAUAGCGCGGUAUAGCUUUGUAGGCUCCAAUCCCCGGAAAGUACUGAAAACCGGUCCUAGCCAUGGCCCUGAAUGUGAUCCUUUGCCGCUGCUGCACAGGGAGCUGGCCAAAAGUCGAGUAGCUACGAUACCUGGUCUCAACCUACCUCCCUUGACGGGAGGUGCUAUCGGAUACGUGGGAUACGACUGCGUCAGAUAUUUCGAGCCGAGAACCAAGAGGGAGAUGAAAGACGUGCUCAAAGUCCCGGAGAGCUUCUUCAUGCUUUUUGAUACCAUUGUCGCUGUCGAUCACUUCACCCAACAAGUCAAGGUCAUCACAUAUCUGAAGGUCCCUGAUAGUCUAGAAGAUCUAGGUCGCGCGUACGAAGAGGCGACUACUGUCCUGCAGCGAAUGGUCAACGUCGUGAAGAGCGAAGAUAUCCCAAUGCCGGAGCAGCCUCCAAUACAGGCGAACCAGGAAUACACGUCGAAUAUAGGCCAAUCAGGGUACGAAGGGCAUGUCAAGCGCCUCAAGGAACACAUAGGGAAGGGCGAUAUCAUCCAAUGUGUGCCCAGUCAGCGCUUCUCGAGGCCUACAUCGCUACAUCCUUUCAACAUUUAUCGGCAUCUACGAACUGUCAACCCGUCGCCGUAUCUAUUCUAUGUCGACUGCGACGAGUUCCAGAUCAUUGGGGCCAGUCCAGAGUUGCUGGUCAAGUCAGAACUGGGCCGGAUCAUCACACAUCCCAUCGCAGGGACCAUCAUGCGAGGGAAGACAUCGGAGGAGGACUCGAUACUGGCAGACGAGCUCCGCAGCAGUCUGAAAGACAGAGCCGAGCACGUGAUGCUGGUGGACCUUGCGCGAAACGACGUCAAUAGAGUCUGCGACCCGUUGUCCACUCGAGUGGACAAGUUGAUGGUUGUGCAAAAGUUCUCUCACGUCCAGCACCUGGUGUCCGAAGUGUCCGGUGUGCUGCGAGAAGGGAAGACUCGCUUUGACGCCUUCAGGUCAAUCUUUCCCGCGGGAACUGUCAGCGGCGCGCCCAAAGUCCGCGCAAUGGAGCUAAUCGCGGAGCUUGAACGCGAAAAGCGAGGCGUGUACGCAGGCGCGGUAGGCUAUUUCGGAUACGACAGUGUUGACUCGAGUGGGAGAGUACUUGAGGGCGCGAUGGACACGUGCAUUGCGCUUCGCACUAUUCUCUUCAAGGAAGGCGUGGCGUAUCUGCAAGCUGGAGGCGGAAUUGUCUUCGACUCAGAUCCCUACGAUGAAUACGUCGAGACUCUGAACAAGCUAAAAGGGAGCUUGACCUCAAUUGAUAGGGCGGAGGAGAAGCACCUGCAUGACCAGGGCGAUCAGGUCGCGGUGGCUGACGGACCAGUGGCUGGGGGUGAUCGAGGUCAUAAAAAGGCGCAUAUCGACUUUGCGGCUGGAUAG